UGGCCAGCACCCGCGCGUGAUCGCCAAGCCGGGCGCCGCCGACGCCACCGUGUACAUUGUCCUUCGCCCGAGCCCAGCUUUUAGUGCGCGCAACUCCUUCGGCCCCGGCGACCGCGCGCAGCGAUGCCCCGAGCGACGGCACUCGGGCCCCUGGUGUCACUGCUGCUGCUCCCGCCGCUGCCCCGCGGCGCCCAGGGGCUCGGGGAGCACACGGACGCCGCCUCGCACUCCUCGGCGCUGGAAGGCGGAGAGAGCGUGGAGCCGCAGCUGGUUUACCACGACCCCUGCAAAGCCGCUGUCUUUUGGGGCGACAUUGCUUUGGAUGAAGAAGAUCUGAAGCUAUUUCACAUCGACAAGGUCAGAGGCUGGACUGGGCAGUCGGCAGAGGGGACAGGACAUGGCACAGGUGGGCUUGAAGAGCCGCCCUUGGAGAGUUGGCCCAAUGCGACAGCCACGAACGCCAGCAGCGAGGGAGCCCGACCGGAUGGGAAGGAGAGCGCUGUGCUUCUGCCCAGCCCUGGGGCCUCCAGUGCCACAGCGGAGACCUUCUCCCCUCGGGUCCGAAGAGCCACGACCUCCAGGACAGAAAGGAUAUGGCCCGGAGGGGUCAUCCCCUACGUCAUCGGAGGGAACUUCACCGGAAGCCAGAGGGCCAUUUUUAAGCAGGCCAUGAGGCACUGGGAGAAGCACACCUGUGUGACCUUCAUAGAGAGGACGGAUGAGGAGAGCUUCAUCGUGUUCAGCUACAGAAACUGUGGCUGCUGUUCCUACGUCGGGCGCCGAGGAGGAGGCCCACAGGCCAUAUCCAUCGGGAAGAACUGCGACAAGUUUGGCAUCGUGGCCCACGAACUGGGCCAUGUGGUGGGGUUCUGGCAUGAGCACACCCGGCCAGACAGAGACCAGCACGUCACCAUCAUCAGAGAAAACAUCCAGCCAGGUCAGGAGUACAACUUCCUGAAGAUGGAAGCAGGGGAAGUGAGCUCCCUGGGAGAGACGUACGACUUCGACAGCAUCAUGCACUACGCCAGGAACACCUUCUCAAGAGGAGUUUUCUUAGACACCAUCCUCCCGCGGCGAGACGACAAUGGCGUCAGGCCACCCAUCGGCCAGCGCGUGCGGCUCAGUCAGGGAGACAUAGCUCAAGCCAGGAAGCUGUACAAGUGUCCAGCGUGCGGAGAGACCCUGCAGGACACCACAGGAAACUUCUCUGCACCCGGCUUCCCCAACGGCUACCCUUCCUACUCCCACUGCGUCUGGAGGAUCUCCGUCACUCCAGGGGAGAAGAUAGUCCUGAACUUCACAUCCAUGGACCUGUUCAAAAGCCGCCUGUGUUGGUACGACUACGUGGAGGUCCGGGACGGCUACUGGAGGAAAGCCCCCCUGCUGGGUAGUCCAAACUCAGAUGCCUUCGAGGAUAAGCCAUGCAGAGAUGAGAGUAACAGCGUAAUGCAGGCAGGGAGGUCAUACUUUGCAGCAUAUGCAUCUACCUGUGGGGGAGACAUUACCAAAGAUGCCGGUCAGAUUCAAUCUCCCAACUACCCCGAUGACUACACCCCUUCCAAGGAAUGUGUCUGGAGGAUCACGGUGUCAGAGGGCUUCCAUGUGGGACUCACCUUCCAAGCCUUCGAGAUCGAGAGGCACGACAACUGUGCGUACGACUACCUGGAAAUCCGCGAUGGCCCCACCGGGGACGACGCCCUGAUCGGCCACUUCUGUGGCUACGAGAAGCCCGAGGACGUGAAAUCCAGCUCCAACAGGCUGUGGCUGAAGUUCGUGUCCGACGGCUCCAUCAACAAAGCGGGCUUUGCGGCCAAUUUCUUCAAGGAGGUGGAUGAGUGUUCCUGGCCGGACCACGGCGGCUGUGAGCAGCGCUGCGUGAACACACCGGGCAGCUUCAAGUGCGCCUGCGACGCCGGCUACGAGCUGGCUGCCGACGAGAAGGCCUGCGAAGUGGCCUGUGGUGGCUUCAUCACCACGCUGAACGGAACCAUCGCCAGCCCCGGGUGGCCCCAGGAGUACCCCACCAACAAGAACUGCGUGUGGCAGGUGGUGGCGCCCGCGCAGCACCGCAUCUCUCUCCAAUUUGAAGAGUUCGAGCUGGAAGGCAACGGCGUCUGUAAGUAUGACUUCGUGGAGGUGCGCAGCGGCCUGUCCCCCGACGCCAGACUGCACGGCAGGUUCUGCGGCUCCGAGACCCCCGAGGUCCUCACCUCCCAGAGCAACAACCUGCGUGUGGAGUUCAAGUCCGACAACACGGUCUCCAAACGCGGCUUCCGGGCCCACUUCUUCUCAGACAAGGACGAGUGCGCCAAGGACAAUGGCGGCUGCCAGCACGAGUGCGUGAACACGCUCGGGAGCUACCUGUGCCGGUGCAGGACCGGCUACCGGCUGCACGAGAACGCGCGGGACUGCAAAGAGGCCGGCUGUGUGCACAGAAUCAGCAGCGCGGAGGGGACCCUGGCGAGCCCCGACUGGCCCGACAAGUACCCCAGACUGAGGGAGUGCACCUGGAACAUCUCUUCCACCGCCGGCCACAGGGUGAAACUCACUUUCCAAGAGUUCGAGAUCGAGCAGCACCAGGAAUGCGCCUACGACCGCGUGGAGCUGUUCGAUGGCCCUGACAGCCAGGCCCCCAGCCUCGGCCGCUUCUGCGGCAGCACAAAGCCAGACCCCACGGUGGCCUCGGGCAGUAGCCUGUUUCUCAGGUUUUAUUCGGAUGCCUCGGUGCAGAGGAGGGGCUUCCAGGCGGUGCACAGCACAGAGUGCGGGGGCAGGCUGAAGGCUGCAGUGCAGACCCGAGAGCUCUAUUCCCACGCCCAGUUUGGGGACAACAACUACCCGAGCCAGGCCCGCUGCGACUGGGUGAUCGUGGCAGAGGACGGCUACGGCGUGGAGCUGGUAUUCCAGACCUUUGAGGUCGAGGAGGAGGCCGACUGUGGCUACGACUACAUGGAGGCCUACGACGGCUACGACAGCUCGGCGCCCAGGCUCGGCCGCUUCUGCGGCUCCGGGCCAUUAGAAGAAAUCUACUCUGCAGGGGAUUCCCUGAUGAUCCGAUUCCACACAGACGACACCAUCAACAAGAAAGGCUUCCACGCGCGGUACACCAGCACCAAGUUCCAAGACGCCUUACACAUGAAGAAAUAAGGCCGCCGGCCCGCGAAGACAGGCACGAGAAUGUUUUCACAGUCGUAGCACCUUGAGAAUCAGUCCUAAAACAGUGUACAGUGUUUUUCUUGAACGAAAACUCAAAAUCCAGCCUUGGAGGUAAACAUUUGGAUGAAGGUACACCUAAGUUUGGCGAAUGAGGAGGAAGGAAGACGUUCCUGGGAUUCCCGCUGCAGUGUUACCAGUCCUGGGCUUCUCGAGACGAUGACAUCGUUGCCACGCAGGCUCAUCCGUGUCCGUCCUCCAGGGGGCAGGAGGCCAGCCUGGGCCUGG
Molecule: messenger RNA, 3441 nt
Organism: Tupaia belangeri chinensis (Chinese tree shrew)
Lineage: Eukaryota; Metazoa; Chordata; Mammalia; Scandentia; Tupaiidae
Gene: TLL2
Product: tolloid like 2
Exons: 22
Coding region: 124-3147 (1007 amino acids)
Biological process (GO): proteolysis
Molecular function (GO): zinc ion binding; calcium ion binding; metalloendopeptidase activity
Source: RefSeq, a predicted model, not a curated record